Messenger RNA from Hibiscus syriacus, 380 nucleotides. RefSeq lists its product as uncharacterized. NCBI's taxonomy places the organism in Eukaryota, Viridiplantae, Streptophyta, Magnoliopsida, Malvales, Malvaceae. The record is from RefSeq and is a predicted model, not a curated record. The transcript is spliced from 4 exons. The annotation marks the transcript as partial.
GCGUAACCAAAUUUCUUACCACGAUUGAUAACAUUUUCAACUUUCAACUUAUUUUUGUUAUCGUCCUUAUUACUUUGAAUCAUAUAUCAUCUGGAUUCCAUGUAAAUUUUCCAGAUAUCGAAGUUAGACAAUUAGUUGCAACUGCCAUCGUUUUGAAAGGACUUGGUGCUAUUUUAUUUGUACUUGGUCAUGGAUUGGGAGCAUUGUUCCUGUUUGUCUACUUGCUGGUUAGCACUCCGCUUCUCUAUGACUUCUUCAAUUAUAGUCCAGACGAGCCCCAAUACAAUGUUCUGCUCGGAGAUUUCUUGCAGGGUGUUGCACAAUGCGGUGCAUUAAUUUUCUUUAUGGGGAUGAAGAACUCACUGCCAAAGAGGCUUUGA